Cylicocyclus nassatus is the source of this 1432-nucleotide messenger RNA. The record is from the annotation of a GenBank genome assembly. NCBI's taxonomy places the organism in Eukaryota, Metazoa, Nematoda, Chromadorea, Rhabditida, Strongylidae.
AUGCCAAACUUUUUGAAGCACCUCAAGCUCGAUGAGGCUGAACUGCCAUCAUGCGACCGAACACCACCACGGACGCCGAAAACUCCUUGCACACCUAUGGAGUUACAGAACCACACUUUUUGCUUUAGAAAAGGACCGGAUACUCCAGUAAUUUACCAGCCGGAGGGUCAUCCACGUCAGGCAGUCAUUGAUGGCGAUAUCUGGCCACCAAUCUUCAAGCCUCAACAUGUGCGAUCUGCUAAAAACAUGAUCGUAGAGGACGACGAUGUGUUCAUAGCCACCUAUCCAAAGUGUGGCACCACUUGGUUGCAGCACAUUUGUCAUCAGUUGAUUCGUGGCGAGAACUAUCAAGCCACUGAAGGAAACGAGAUGUGCGUACAAAGCCCUAUGAUAGAACGCAUGGGCGCAAAGUUUCUAUCCAACGUUGAACGCCCCCGCAUUCUCAAAACGCACUUCUCGGCUCUAAAUGUUCCCAAGAACAAAAACGCAAAAUACAUCUUUUGCGUUAGAAACCCGAAGGAUUGCUGCACAAGCUAUUUCCACCACAAUCGCAACUUCAAAAUCUACAACUUUGCUGACGGCGAAUGGGAAACCUUUGUGGAUCUGUUCAUUUCGGGACAGCUCGCAUUCGGCGAUUACUUUGACCACCUCCUCGGGUGGUUGCCGUUGCUUGAGCAACCCAAUGUGCUCUUUUUGAUGUACGAAGAUAUGCUAAAGGAUCUUGAGGGAACCAUUUACAAGAUCGGAAUGUUCCUUGGCGGCGACGCAGAAAAACUCGUGCAGGACCCAGCACGCUUGGAAACCGUCGUACAAAAUAGCGGCAUUGAAGCCAUGAAGAAAGACCAAAAACGCUGGUUCCCUGAAGCUGUAUUUUGCAGGCAUAAAGCCGAAUUUAUCCGUAAAGGAGGCAGUCGUGACUGGAAAAAUCACUUUACCAAGGAACAGAGCGAUCGUAUGGAUGUUGUAUUCCGUACUCGUCUUGCGGGAACCAUUGCGGAAGGAUGGUGGCAAGAAGAGAUGGCAUGGGACGUCUUGCCCACCACAGCUCUAUCCCAUCUUGAUCUCGAGGACGAGAUCGAAUCCGUCUCAAGAAGGGGCUCAUUUAGCCUGGAUCCUCUAAAGGACAUCCGUGGUCACUUCACUGACCGUCGUUCGUCGUAUGCCUCACUGCUUUCUACGGGAUACGGAUCGGCCUGGUCUCUGACCAACUCGCAUUCUUAACUUUAAGAAGGAAGAUCUCAUGUCACAGCGCAUCUACCAACUCUAGUCAAAACUUUGUCACGUUCUCAGUCAGCAGAUCUGGACAGACAACAGUCGCUGUGUUUUAACAGCUUUUUUUGUAUAUAUAGAACACUUGUUGUAAAAUAGACUUUAGCAGCAGAUAUGCUGCGAAGAGAAACAACAACAUCUGUUUUUCUACCAAUGUUGAAUG